Brassica napus (rape) is the source of this 620-nucleotide messenger RNA. RefSeq names its product monothiol glutaredoxin-S6. The transcript has a single exon. NCBI's taxonomy places the organism in Eukaryota, Viridiplantae, Streptophyta, Magnoliopsida, Brassicales, Brassicaceae. Bases 1 to 309 code for a protein of 102 amino acids. The record is from RefSeq and is a predicted model, not a curated record.
AUGGAAAGCAUAAGAAGUUUAGUAGCAGAGAAACCAGUGGUGAUAUUCAGCAAAAGCAGUUGCUGCAUGAGCCAUUCAAUCCAAACACUGAUCUCAGGGUAUGGUGCAAAUGUGACAGUCUACGAGCUUGACCAGUUGUCUAACGGCCAGGAGGUGGAGAAAGCAUUGGUACAAAUGGGGUGUAAGCCGAGUGUGCCAGCUGUGUUCAUAGGGGAACAGUUAAUCGGUGGUGCUAACCAGGUGAUGACCAUUCAUGUCAAGAACCAACUAGCUGCAUUGCUAAGAAGAGCCGGAGCUAUAUGGGUUUAAAGAUUGAGAAGAAUCUAUAUACUACUUGUUUUGCCUUUUUUCGGGUUUUCGAGUUUCUACUACAAUGCACUGUCAAGUGUAGUAGUCCCACACACACAAACCCUGUUGCUCUAAAGAUCAAGAACUUGUGUAUUAUAAUAAUAUCAUACUUGUUAUAUCAGCAAAUGCUUAUUCAUAACUAACAGAGAAACGUUUGCUUUUUUUUUUUGAUUAAUCUUUGUUUUAACAAAAUGAAAAGGCAUUUUAUUCAAGAGUGGAGAUGUAUUGACUUAUUUCAUUUAUAGAUGAAACGAUUUAAAACGCCAUUAGCA